AUGAACUCGAUGAAAAACGUCAAUCCUGCGCCCAAGAACCAAAUCUUCCCCAAAAGAUCCCAACAAGACGCGCCAUAUUCCCUAUCUGAACAGGAGCUCCGGAGCAAAAUCUAUUUUCCAGCAACAUUUUCCGCCUCCUCAAACAAACAACCAGUAAUUUUUAUCCCUGGAACAGCAGCCAUGGCGGGAACAACCUAUCGCGCGAACCUCGGUCCUCUGUUGGCCAACUCUGACUUUGCGGAUCCUUUAUGGGUUAACAUUCCUGAAGCGUCAUUAGGCGAUGCCCAAGUGAAUGCGGAGUACGUCGCCUACGCCAUGAACUACGUCCAAAGCAUGACAGGAAAGAAAGCUGCGGUUGCUGCCUGGAGCCAGGGCAACCUCAACGUGCAAUGGGCGUUGAAGUAUUGGCCAAGCACGAGAGACACGGUGACUGAUUUCGUGUCAUUUUCUCCCGACUUUCAUGGGACUACGGAAGCUUUCUUGGCUUGUGAUACGGCAGCAGCGAUCCUAGGAUGUACACCUAGUGUAUACCAGCAGAAGUACGAUUCAACCUUUGUUCAAACCCUUCGAGCGAAUGGAGGUGACAGUGCUUAUGUUCCGACGACGACUAUUUUUAGCGCUACUGACGAAAUCGUGCAACCACAAACAGGCGUCGCUGCCUCGGCUAUUCUUAAAGAUGGCAACGGCGUGGAUGUCACCAACGUCGAGGUCCAGAAAGCGUGCCCUGUAGGUGCGGCAGGCCAGGGUGUUACGCAUGAGGGCAUGCUGUAUAACGCACUAGCAUUCGCGCUUUUGAAAGAUGCCCUGGGCAAUGAAGGACCUGCGAACCUCGCCAGAAUCGACAAAUCAGUCUGUAAAGACCCGGCUGCAGGCCAGAUGGACAAGGAGGAGAUUAAAGCCACAGAAGGCAUUCUGGGUCAGGCCGCCAAGAACGUCUUGAUGUACAAGGGGAAGGUCAAGAACGAACCUCCCAUCAAGGCAUACGCACUAUGA
Messenger RNA from Colletotrichum truncatum, 993 nucleotides. Lineage: Eukaryota; Fungi; Ascomycota; Sordariomycetes; Glomerellales; Glomerellaceae. The record is from RefSeq and is a predicted model, not a curated record.